This is a messenger RNA of Linum tenue, 1058 nucleotides long. The record is from the annotation of a GenBank genome assembly. NCBI's taxonomy places the organism in Eukaryota, Viridiplantae, Streptophyta, Magnoliopsida, Malpighiales, Linaceae.
AAAAAACAGCCAUGGGAGUCGACUAUUACAGCCUUCUGCAAGUCAGCAGGACCGCCACCGACGACGAUCUCAAGAAAGCUUACAGAAAACUCGCCAUGAAAUGGCACCCGGACAAGAACCCAACCAACAAGAAGCAAGCGGAGGCGAAAUUCAAAGAGAUCUCAGAAGCUUAUGAGGUACUGAGCGAUCCUCAGAAGAGAGCUAUCUACGACCAGUACGGGGAAGAAGGGCUGAAAGGGCAGGUCCCGCCGCCGCCGGACGGUUCCGGCGUCGGUGGAGGAGGAGGGGCGACGUUCUUCUCCACCGGCGGUGGGCCGACGUCAUUCCGGUUCAACCCGAGAAGCGCCGACGACAUUUUUGCCGAAUUCUUUGGAUUCUCGUCCGGUGGUGGUGGUCCCGCCGGGAUGAGGACGAGCUCCAGGUCGUUCGGCGGCGGGAUGUUCGGCGGCGACGACAUUUUCGGUUCAUUCGGUGGCGACCGGACGGCGAUGAAUGCGGGUGGUCCUCGGAAAGCGGCUCCGAUUGAGAGGGCUUUGCCCUGCAGCCUCGAGGAACUGUACAAAGGUACUACUAAGAAGAUGAAGAUCUCCAGAGAAAUCGCCGAUGCUAGUGGGAAGACACUGCCUGUGGAGGAAAUCCUGACGAUCGACAUCAAGCCAGGAUGGAAGAAGGGGACGAAGAUCACUUUCCCUGAGAAGGGAAAUGAGCAACCAAACUUGAUUCCGUCGGAUCUCAUCUUCAUAAUCGACGAGAAGCCACACAGCACUUUCACCAGGGAUGGGAAUGAUCUGGUGGUGACGAAGAAGAUCCCGCUGGCCGAGGCCUUAACAGGCGGCACGAUCAACCUGACAACUCUAGAUGGUAGAACACUGAGCAUUCCGAUCAACAAUGUCAUCCACCCGGACUACGAGGAAAUUGUCCGCGGAGAAGGAAUGCCACUUCCGAAAGAGCCGUCGAGGAGGGGUAACCUGAGGAUCAAGUUUAGCAUCAAGUUCCCAGCGAGGUUGAAUGCUGAUCAGAAAUCUGGAAUCAAGAGGCUGUUGGGUUCAUCAUAUUAG